AUAUCAUCGGCCAUACAUGAAAUGAACUGACAUCACGACACUUCCACGGGCAUUUAGGUGAUCAACAUGUCUGCUAGUCGUAUGUCGCAGAUUUUAUUCUCGCGUGUAUCGCAUGCGGCCCGAAAACCGCAGCAGUUUAUCGCGCCCGCCAUCAGGUACUAUUCUUGCCAAACUGGAAAUUAUGAAUUUAUUAAAACUGAAACUGUGGGCGAAAAGAAAAAUAUUGGCAUCAUUACUUUGAAUAGGCCAAAAGCCCUAAAUGCUCUGUGUGCUCAGUUAAUGAACGAAGUAAAUCAUGCUUUGGAUCAUUUCGACUCGGAUUCAUCUAUCGCCGCUAUCGUCAUUACUGGAAAUGAAAAGGCAUUCGCUGCUGGUGCUGACAUCAAGGAAAUGAAGGACAAGUCAUUCGCAAAGAAUCUAAAGGAAAACUUUAUAGCUAACUGGAACGGAGUUGCCAAAAGCAGAAAACCUAUAAUCGCUGCUGUAAAUGGUUAUGCUUUGGGUGGAGGAAACGAGCUCGCGAUGAUGUGUGAUAUUAUUUAUGCCGGCGACAAAGCCAAGUUUGGUCAACCAGAAAUUGCUAUCGGUACGAUUCCUGGAGCAGGUGGUACUCAAAGGCUACCUAGGAUCAUCGGCAAGAGUAAGGCUAUGGAAAUGGUGCUCACCGGCAAUAUGAUUACCGCGGAAGAAGCUGAGAAAAGUGGUUUGGUCAGUAAGGUCUUUCCAGCUGACAAAGUUCUCGAAGAAGCAGUGAAAUUGGGCGAAAAAAUCGCGUCACAUUCACAAAUAGUCGUUGCAAUUGCUAAGGAAGCUGUUAAUGCCGCAUACGAAACCACAUUGCAACAGGGGCUUCAGUUUGAAAAGAGAAUGUUCCACAGUACAUUCUCUCUGACGGAUAGAAAGGAAGGAAUGACAGCUUUUUUGGAAAAACGUCCGCCAAACUAUAAAAAUGAGUAAAUUUCAGCUAUUCUUACUUGGGAUAUAAAAAAAAGAUCAUAAAUAUUUUUAAAAAUAUUUUUAUACCGCAUUUUUAUAAAGUAAAUUCUUAUUCUAUAUCUUCUUUUUCACUGAUGUAGUGCGAUAAAGCUCUACAUAAAGAAAAGAAAAUACAUAAAGAAAUUGUUUACAUAAUGCUCGUCAGUUAGAGGGUUUGAUAUGAGAUAUUACUUGUUAUAUUUGUUGCAAUAUUAUACAUGCUGCAAUAAAUUUUUAC
Molecule: messenger RNA, 1213 nt
Organism: Pogonomyrmex barbatus (red harvester ant)
Lineage: Eukaryota; Metazoa; Arthropoda; Insecta; Hymenoptera; Formicidae
Gene: Echs1
Product: Enoyl-CoA hydratase, short chain 1
Biological process (GO): fatty acid beta-oxidation
Cellular component (GO): mitochondrion
Molecular function (GO): catalytic activity
Source: RefSeq, a predicted model, not a curated record